Molecule: messenger RNA, 881 nt
Organism: Magallana angulata
Lineage: Eukaryota; Metazoa; Mollusca; Bivalvia; Ostreida; Ostreidae
Exons: 5
Coding region: 64-795 (243 amino acids)
Source: RefSeq, a predicted model, not a curated record
CUAUGUCUAAGUAUAUAAAAGAUUCGCCAUCUAAAUGUUGGUUAGUGUUGCCUUUUGACCACAAUGCGUGUCGCAAUCCUUAUUUUGGCUGUCUUACCAUUAGCAACUUGCUUCAGCUUCCGGGGCUAUAGAGCUGCUGAAGAAAAGUGUCCUCUUAAGUCAUGUAUGGAUACCAAAAUUGACAUAGACGCAGCGAUGGAAAGUAAGGUUAACGUCGAGAGAAACAGAAACGGAUUCCGGGUUACUUUUGAUAAAGACAUCUUCAGUUUUUCAUGCAGCGUGUUUGGUAUGUUCAAGACAUGCAUGAAUGACCUGAAUUCUCAAGAACUGGAAACGUGCUAUUCGGCAGAGGAGCAACCAAUCGUUUCCCGUCUUAUAUCCCUGGUCGAUAAAUCAGUGUGCACCAAAGCCAAACGAUUUGACAAAUUAGUUCCCUGUAUGAAUAGUGCGACUGUCCAGAAGGUCUUUUUCGAAGACCUAUUAUUUACUGGUUUGGAAUUUAUGAAUGUCGUUUCGAGAAAUGGGUCCUUGCCAUGCCAAGAACUCAAGACAACAUACCUGACUACGGUAGCCAAGCUGUCCAUUCAAUGUGACAACGACGGUCUUCUUGCAAUACUGGAAAUGUUCAGCGAGGUGGCGACAGAACUACGAGACACCAUUGCCCCGGAACUUGGACAAGCAGGGAUUUCUAUCGAAAAUGUUUGCUUCGACGUCCUCAUGGAGGCAACAACUACGGCAAAAAACUCCCUCUCCAACCAGGAUGAGUAUCUGAAAUGUAUCCAGGGUCUCCCGUAAAUUUUCAGCGAGAUCAUGGAACUUGAUUGCUUGUUGAGGUUUUCUUCUUUUUCUUCAGUUUACUGAAAUAAAAUAGUUAACAAGAA